AUGCCUCUCGAGACACCCAACCGCAACAACAAAGAGCAAAGACGGCAAGAAAUCGAUGAUAUCAACGAACGAGAUGCCUUCACAAAGCUUGAUCCUUCAGGCUUCUUCAUCCGCCAUCCUCCCAAACCACACGAGUUGCACUCCUUCAUCACACCCGACGACAAGCUGUUCCAAACCAUACACAUGGGCGGUGCUGUUGUCAACCUAUCUCGCUGGAAACUAAAAGUCACAGGCAUGGUGAAGAAAACUCUCAUGCUAGAUCUGGACUCCCUGAGGCGAGAUUUCCUGGUGAGAACCAUCAUGUCUUUCCACGAAUGCUUCGGCAGUCCUCUCAAACCAGCAAUAGAAAACCCCUGGCGGAUCGGAAAUGUUCGCUGGACAGGAGUCCCUCUCAAAGAAAUUCUACUGCGCGCGGAACCACUUCCCGACGCUACUUUCGUGUGGUCCGAAGGUCUUGAUCGAGGCGAAUACGCCGGAGUUGAAGCAGACUGUUACCGGAAAGAUUUACCCGUAGAGAAAGCUAUGUGCGACGAAGUUCUCCUGGCUUUCGCUAUGAACGGUGAGCCACUCUCCAAAAAUCGCGGCGGGCCCGUGAGAUUGGUGGUUCCGGGAUGGUUUGGAACGAAUUCCACCAAGUGGAUUUCAAAGAUCGAAUUGCAGGAUCGGAGAGCUCCGGGUCCUUAUACGACGAUAUUCUACAAUGUGCCAGAACCAAACGGUACGAUGAAACCGGUUUGGAAAGUCGAUGUCAAUUCGAUGAUUUUCCGACCGCUCCCUGGAGCAGUAUUCGACGAACGAGCUAUUUCUGUCGAAGGAUGGGCUUGGGGCCCGGAGGGUGUUGAUCGCGUAGACGUCAGCAAAGAUGGCGGUAUUUCUUGGAUACGGAGUCAAUUGGGCGAUCGGGUUGAUUUCAGCUGGCAGAGAUUCUCGAUUGUCAUGAAUCUCGAACCAGGACCCUAUACUCUGGUUGCUCGAGCGUCUAUCAAUGGGGGCCAGAAGCAACCUUUGAGCAAAGCAAGAAAUCACUGCCAUUAUGUUCAGUGCGAAGUGAGGCCGAUAGAGUGA
Molecule: messenger RNA, 1065 nt
Organism: Lecanosticta acicola
Lineage: Eukaryota; Fungi; Ascomycota; Dothideomycetes; Mycosphaerellales; Mycosphaerellaceae
Source: the annotation of a GenBank genome assembly